Messenger RNA from Acanthochromis polyacanthus (spiny chromis), 2377 nucleotides. It is a transcript of the gene trappc14, whose product is annotated as trafficking protein particle complex subunit 14. Bases 229 to 1995 code for a protein of 588 amino acids. Gene Ontology annotation, biological process: cilium assembly. Lineage: Eukaryota; Metazoa; Chordata; Actinopteri; Pomacentridae. The transcript is spliced from 12 exons. The record is from RefSeq and is a predicted model, not a curated record. Gene Ontology annotation, cellular component: TRAPPII protein complex. Gene Ontology annotation, molecular function: alpha-tubulin binding.
GAGUUUCUGGCAUCGACUAGCCGUCCUGGUACUUGUAUAUUUGUGGCAGGAAACCGAGUAAGGUGCAAAUUUAUCAUUUGUUUGUGACUUAAAUUGUGUUCUUUGUGAUACUGAUUCGCAUCUACUAAAGCACAUUUGAAUACGGACUUUAUUAAACUUUGUGUUAAUGUGAAACCGAUACAUAUUACCCAGCAGCGAGACGUUAAUCGUCAAUUUGUGGUUUCAACGAUGGAGUCACAAUGCGAGUGCUUUAUGUAUUUUCCUGCCACCCAAAUUUCGAGUAUGUCAGAUGCUGCGAAGUACACAACUCUUCCGCGGCGAAACCACGUCUACCUCGGGGAGACCGUGCAGUUCCUGCUGGUAAUGCGGUCUCGGAGAGCCGGAGAGAAGGAUGGUAGCUCUGGUAUUCUACCUUGGAAAGACCUAGUGGAUUCAUUGACUGCUCUGGCCAGUGUGUGCGUCGCCGAGAGUGGACAACAGACACCCGGUGAGUCCCCGGUAGACCUCCAGAGCAGCAGCAGUGAAGACAGUAUGGAAGUGAGAGCCGAGGAGAGGGAAGCUCUAACCACAGACAACCGGACCUUUCGACAAUGUAUCCCGCUUCUCAGCCACAAUGUCGCGCCCAGUGGUGAGAUACAGCUUGGGAGGGAACAAGUGAAGUCUACUCUGGUGUUGGAUGACCAGGUUAUCUUCUGUCUCACUGUAUCUUUGGACAAACUGCCAGUCAGCACAAACAAAGCCAAGUUUGUAGUGACUGUAUGGAAGCAGGAGGAGGACAAGGGGGAAUUAAGGGAAUAUGACUAUCUGACUCUUCUGCAGCUCAGGAGACCAACACACACCUUCAAACAAAACCUGAGCACCUUCAAGACACAGGUCAGCGCCACUCUGGAUGUUCUUCCACCUCCUAGUGUCCAGUGUCAGCAGAUGACCAUCUCUGGAAAACACCUGACUGUCCUCAAGGUGUUGAACAGCUGCUCUCAAGAGGAUAUGUGUGUCAGAGAUGUGAAGAUCCUUCCAAACUAUAACUCAUCAUACCUCCCAAUGAUGCCAGAUGGCUCAGUUCUUAUAGUUGACAAUGUCUGCCACCAAUCAGCAGAGGUCACCAUGACUUCAUUCUGUCGGAUAGACAGCAAGUCAUCACAUUUACCCAGCAUGCUCAGUGCCCUGGAAGAACAGAAUUUCCUAUUCCAGCUGCAUUUAGAAGAAAAAAGAGAAGAAGACUCCAGUGAGGGUUUGGAAGUCCCAUUGCUGGCUGUGUUACAGUGGCACACACCAACAUUUCCUGUCAUGAGAUACAUCUCUACUUUUUACUCAUUGCCUAGUAUCCGCAUACAUCGUCCUCUACUGGUGAUGACAGCUUCCAGUCCCACAACUGUUAGCCCUCUGGAGCAUUUCAGGGUAAAAUACACACUGCUAAACAACUUGCAGGAUUUCCUGGCCAUUCGUCUGAUGUGGAAUUCUGAGGCUCCUACAAGUCAGCUCGACCACAGUGUGGGAGCAGUGGUGUGCCGGUCUCCCCUCAACAACCUGGGACAAUGUAGAAAAGGUUCUACCCUCUCCUUCACAGUUGCCUUCCAGAUUGUCAGAACAGGACUUUUUGAGAUGAGCCAGCAUAUGAAACUAAAGCUGCAGUUUACCGCCUCUGUGUCCACUUCACCCAUGGAACUUAAGUCGUCCCCAAAGAGCUCUCCAUUAUCAUCCAGCCCUGUGCAACAUGAUCUCAGCCAAUCUCAAAACGUUUCCCACCAGCAUCCAUCCAGGCCACGCUACUUCAGCUCCAGGUCAGACGGAGCAAUGGAAUGUCAGGCCAUGCCCCCGCUUAAAGGAUCUGUGGGCAGAGUCCUCUUCUCCUCCAAUGACCACUCCCUCAUUCCACUGGCAAAAAUAGCCAAGAGACAGUGUAAGGUGUUAGUGCUGGAACCAAACCUAGAGGCACACAGCAGAUGGCCUGGAGUGGAGGGAUAUACUACAGAUCCAAACACUCAAGCCCUGUAGUUGUGCCUGGUUGGCUUUUGAACACAGAGCAGCCGCAGGCCCAUUCCAGCCACCAGAACCUCAUCUUCUGCUUCAAGGAGAUACAUGCCGCAAUCCCUACCCGGAUGGAGUCUUCCAGUAAUCAAUGGAAACAAAUGUAAUUGACCCAAACGGAGUGGCAACGAUGUUAUGCAAAGAAGGGGAGGGAGGAAGGGAGUUGUGGCCUUUUCAAAAAGGAAGUGGUUUUCAUAUCCAGUUUAUGUUUAAAAUUGGACAGAAUUUGAAUGUUUGUAAGACAUUAUACCAGCUGAUUUGGUUGAAUAUAAUUGUCCUUAAGCUCUUUAUUUAUUGCUAAUGUUGGAUUCUAAGUUUGUAGUUUUGUAGAAUAAAGUUUUUAAAUAAU